This is a messenger RNA of Impatiens glandulifera, 2153 nucleotides long. RefSeq lists its product as uncharacterized. Gene Ontology annotation, cellular component: mitochondrion. The coding region runs from base 273 to 1922 and encodes 549 amino acids. Gene Ontology annotation, molecular function: RNA binding; pseudouridine synthase activity. Gene Ontology annotation, biological process: mRNA pseudouridine synthesis; tRNA modification. The record is from RefSeq and is a predicted model, not a curated record. Lineage: Eukaryota; Viridiplantae; Streptophyta; Magnoliopsida; Ericales; Balsaminaceae. The transcript has 9 exons.
UAAAUUUAUUUCAAUCUGGUUGCAGCGGCCAUCAGGGUAGGUCUUCUUCUCCACUGUCCACUCCUCUCAAGUCUCAACUCUGUCUUCUUAUCGGCCGGCGGUUGUUCUGCUCUCCUCGGCUGCAGCAGCAGCUUCCCGUCAAGAACAGAGCUUUUUUCCGAAUAGACUUGACUAGGGUUCCUGUUGGAGAAAUCCAUGAAAGCCUCAAACUUCAACGAUCAAAGCAGCUGACGCCUUCCUCCUUAUUGCGAAAUCGAAGUUUUAUUUUGGAAAUGAGAAUGGCAAAGUCAAUCCAUAUGUCCCAUCUCUUUCUUCUCCCUUCUCGUACUCGACCACUCACGUCCUCUAGACAAACUCUCUCCUCCCUCUUAUGUCAAAGACAAGUUUUUCCCUGCAACUCAUUCUCAACGAAAUUGACAUCCGGUUUUAAAUUCUUCUCUACACAUGAAACUCGGUACCCACUUCAAUACGACAUGAUAAUCUCUCGCCCAGCUCAAGCUACUUUACCUGCGCAGCGUCGACGCCGACCCACCCGAGCAAUCGCUCAGUCCGAAUCCCCAGACUCGCCUGAUUCGGAGCCCGAAGCAGAAUUGGGUUUUGACGAUUGGGUAGAUAGAAAACUAAGCGCGGAUAAAAAACUAAGCGCGGAAACUUCAGAAGCAGAAGGAAACCAGUUAGCGGUGGGAGAUGCAGGGAUGGAUAAAUCGAAAAGGAAGUAUUACAAUAAGAGGAGAAAAAGAAUGUAUGGUUCAGAUUCAGAUGAAGAUGGAAAUGGGAGGGACGAUGAUGAGAUGGUUGAAUUGGUGCCCGAAGUGGUUGAGUUUAACACAUUGCAUAAGAGAGAAGAAGAAUUGUAUUUCUAUGAUACGUUUGCAUAUCCAUGGGAUAAGGAUAAGCAUUACAGGAUGGUUUACCAGCUAGAGAAGAAGUAUUUCCCAGAUCAGGGUUUCGACAAAGCAUUUCUCCAGCCUGGAGAGUCUAAUGAAAACCCGAAAAAAUCAGUGAGCAGAAGAGGAGGGGAGGUGGACAAAGUGAAAAAACUUGCAGAUGCCGGGGAAGAAAAAAAACUAGUUUUCUUUGAGGAUGACAAGAAAGGAGCAGGAACAGGGGCAGUGAAAGAUUUGAAAAAAGAUAUUUCAGAGAGAAAAGUGGAGGAAUUCUUCCAAAGGUUGAAGAAAGUAGACACACAUGUUGCCAUUGAGGAGCCAUUUGUUUCCUCAAGGAGUGCAGGUUUACCAUCUAAAUGGGACAGUCCCAAUGGGAAUGUCCUUCUCAUAAAUAAGCCCAAAGGAUGGACUUCAUUUACAGUGUGUGGAAAGCUGAGACGCAUUGUCAAAGUAAAAAAGGUUGGUCAUGCUGGAACACUUGAUCCUAUGGCAACUGGUUUGUUGAUUGUUUGUGUUGGCAAAUCUACCAAACUUGUUGACAGAUACCAGGGCAUGAUCAAGGGUUACAGUGGUGUAUUUCGUUUAGGCGAAGCUACAUCCACUUGGGAUGCUGAUUCACCUGUCAUCCAACGUGAGUCAUGGGAACACAUCAAAGACGAUGACAUAAAGAAAAGUGCGGUAUCUUUUGUUGGAGAGAUUUGGCAAGUUCCUCCUAUGUUUUCUGCAAUCAAAGUUGGUGGUGAAAGGAUGUAUGAGAAAGCAAGAAGAGGAGAAAGUAUAGAACUUUCGCCUAGGCGGAUAUCAAUUUAUCAGUUUGAUAUUGAGCGAAGUUUGGAUGACAGGCAAAAUCUGAUAUUCCGAGUGACAUGCUCAAAGGGAACAUACAUUAGAUCUCUUUGUGCAGAUUUAGGGAAGGCUCUGGGCAGUUGUGCUCACUUAACAGCCUUGCGAAGAGAUUCAAUAGGGCAAUAUUCAGCUGACGAUGCUUGGGAUUUUAAAGAACUAGAAGAGACAAUCAACAAAAACUAUAUUUAGAGCUAUUGAUAUUGCAACUGGGUUUGUUUGAAGGUGGUUCAUAUGCUGCUAGCUAGGCUGUUAUGACCAAUCAAAAUGCAUUUUCAAAUAGUGCAUGUGAAUUCUUAAAGCUAAUAUCAAUUUUUGAUAUGAUUAAAUUUUUGAAGCCUAUAUCCAUGUACUAUAUCAAAUUCAUCACAAGAUGUGAAUAAGGCAUACUUAAUAAUGUUGAUGGUACAUUCAAUUUGCUCG